Molecule: messenger RNA, 2613 nt
Organism: Plasmopara halstedii
Lineage: Eukaryota; Oomycota; Peronosporomycetes; Peronosporales; Peronosporaceae
Product: osialoglycoprotein endopeptidase
Exons: 14
Coding region: 1-2613 (870 amino acids)
Biological process (GO): tRNA threonylcarbamoyladenosine modification
Cellular component (GO): mitochondrion; nucleus
Molecular function (GO): protein binding
Source: RefSeq, a predicted model, not a curated record
AUGCUAUGGGUGCCAAGACUGCGGCGGAUACAGCCGACGGCGACGCGGCAUUUAUCGUAUAUACUGGGCAUUGAGACCAGUUGUGACGAUACAGCAGCAGCAAUACUUGACGAAAAUGGACAUGUGCUUAGUAGUGUCAUUUCGUCACAAUGGGAACUACACGCCAAGUGGCGAGGAAUUGUACCGGCGCUUGCAGCACGAGCACAUGCAGAUAAUUUGCCACAUGUGAUCAAUGCUGCUGUCGAACAAAGUGGAAUUGAUAGCUUGCAGCAAUUGUCGGCGGUGGCAGUGACAUCUGGUCCAGGACUUGCUCCAUGUCUUAAUGUGGGGCUACAAAUGGCGCGACAGAUUUGUCUUGACAACAAAGACAUUGCAUUCCUUCCGAUCAAUCACUUGGAAGCUCAUCUUCUCGUUUCAAGAUUACCACAAUUUGCUCUUCUACGACCGGAAUUUCCUUUUCUCGUACUGCUUGUGUCUGGAGGUCACUGCUGUCUUGUUUUAGCGAAGGGUUUGGGAGAUUAUGAACUGCUUGGAAACACUCUUGACGAUUCCAUUGGAGAAGCCUUUGAUAAGGUCGCUCGAAUGUUAGAUCUCGCAGCUUCUAGAGAAGGUAGUGGAAUGCAUGGAGGGAGAUUGAUUGAGGACAUGGCAGCACGUGGCAACGAUCGUGCGUUUUUAUUUACAGAGUCUAUGAAGCAUCGAAAUGAUUGCAAUUUUUCUUUUUCUGGAAUGAAGACAGCAAUGCUUCGAGAGAUCAAGAAGCUUGAUGAAGUAAACGAGAAGACGAAAGAAGACCUUUGUGCUUCUUUUCAACGAAGAGCAGUAGAUCAGUUGAUAACUCGAGUCCGACGAGCUUGUCAAUGGAGCAAAGAGCGCAUGGGUGAUAAAGUCACCAGUAUAGUUAUAUGUGGUGGUGUAGCAUCUAAUCAAUACCUUCGAAGUCGCAUGGAAGCAGUAGCAAAAGAAGAGAGUGUAGCAACUGUAUUUCCACCAGCAAAAUAUUGCACUGACAAUGCUGUCAUGGUUGCUUGGGCAGGACUUGAGUGGUAUGGUCAUGUACCACGUGCCGCAAAAGGGCGAGGCAAGAGUUUAGAAGAAGGUUGUAGUGUGAUGGCUGUGACGGGGGAAAAGGAUGUUGCUGCUAUGGCUCAACAGAUCGCACAGAUAACACAGCGUGAUGGAUGGACGUCAGAUAAAAGUGUUGUGCCUGAUAUGCAACGACUGCUUGGUAAACUUACGACUUUGACAGUUGAUAAAGACUUAUUGCAGCGUACAAAGAUUGGUGCAGCUGUGAAUAAACUUAAGAAACAUGAUGAUGAGAUUGUACGUGGCUAUAGUCAAAGUCUGACAAAGAAAUGGAAGAAUCAGGUGGGUAUUGCUACGACGACGUCAUCCCAUGGACUACCGAAGAGACAACGUGUACCAAGUCCAUCGCCACCUAAACAAAUAGAAGCAGAGGAUCAAAAGAGAUUGGAGAGUGCGAGGAAGAAGCUACAAGAAGGAUACGCGUAUGAGAAAGCCAAAAGAGACUCACGGACAGUACAGGUACUUAGUGGACCUGUUUCAAAGGGUAGAAGGGGUACGAAAGUAUCUACUACUAUGUCAAGAAGCUCAAUUAGCGCUGCACAGCGUCGGCCGCUCUCUACUGCACUUCACAGAGCGGCAUCAGCACCUCCGGCACGUCGAGUGAUGCCUGCAUCUAGAGUUCAACAGCAAUCAAGGCGUCCUGGUUCAUCCACUGCCAAUAUGUCAGCAGAAGAAAGGCAUCGACAGCGCCAAUUAAAGUACAGAGCACUUUCGGGACAAGUAGAAAAGAGAAGUGACAAUGUUCGGCGAGAUCCUGAGCAUGUCUGGAAUAGCACACAAGUGGAUGGUAGAAAGAAAUCUGGUUCGCGGUCUGCCAGCUCGUCCUUAUCGAAACGUAGUUCAGGAUCAAGCGCAGUUUCUCCUGCGUUUGUCGAACGCAAGGCUAUGCUGGAUAAAAUGUAUCCUCGUGUAUGUGGAGUUGGAGUGGCUUCAACUGUUAGUAACGCAUCAAGUGGAACGAAAAAGAAAACUAGUACAGCAGCAAGAAAGAAAGAAGUAAAUUAUACAGAAGGUCAGCGAGAGGUGCUGUCUUGGCUCAAGGGGUUGACCGUCGAUAUGAGUGAAUACGCUUCGGCGUUCUUUGAAAAUGGGUUCGACUCCGUAAAGCUUCUCAGUACGAUCGAAAAAUCGGAUCUUCCAUCUCUAGUACCGAAGAAAGGUCAUCAUCGUUUGAUUCAACAGGCUUUGGACGAAUUACGACAGAAACACUCGACAGCUGCCUCUUCACGUCGGCGUGACCAAUUUCUGAAAGAGCCGCGUCCUCGACGUCGUGAUCCGUUUGAAGACGAAGAUUCAGAUGAUAGUUUUGUAGUGAGCGAUGAUGGCGAGUAUCGUCCUGGCCACAUAGCUGCCAUGUUUCGCAAAAAUCGAAAGCGUCAGUAUUCGUACGACUCAGACGACUCAAUCAAUAUGGAAGCAUCGUUCGAUGAGAUCCAGAAAGAGGAAAAGCGCAGUGCUCUGUAUGGUGAGUAUGAAGAUUAUCGAGAGGACUUGCGGAAUAAAAAAAUGCUCAAGAAGAAAAAGUGA